Molecule: messenger RNA, 906 nt
Organism: Culicoides brevitarsis
Lineage: Eukaryota; Metazoa; Arthropoda; Insecta; Diptera; Ceratopogonidae
Product: MOB kinase activator-like 4
Exons: 4
Coding region: 103-771 (222 amino acids)
Cellular component (GO): cytoplasm
Source: RefSeq, a predicted model, not a curated record
AAAUAUUUUAAUAUUUAAAUGUCAUUUUGUUUUGGAUGCAAGUAAAAAAUAAAUAAAUAUUCCCAAACAUAUUUUUAAGAUUUUUUGAAAAGUAAUCAAAAUAUGGAAAUGACAGAAAAAGUGAAAAUAAUUCGAAGAAAUCGACCAGGAAUAAAAUCAAAGCACUUUUUCAAAUGGGAAGAAGAACCUUUCGAAGAAAUGGAUUCUACAUUAGCAAUACAACAAUACAUUCAACAAAUUAUACGAAAAGAUCCUUUAAACAUAGAUUGUAUAUUGUCAAUGCCUGAAAACCAGGAUGAAGGGGUUUGGAAGUAUGAACAUUUACGGCAGUUUUGUAUGGAACUUGAUGGACUGGCCGUACGCUUGCAGUCUCAAUGUUUCCCUAAUACAUGCAAUCAAAUGACUGCCACAGAGCAAUGGAUAUUUCUUUGUGCAGCUCACAAAACACCGAAAGAAUGUCCAGCUAUUGAUUACACACGUCAUACAUUAGAUGGAGCUGCAUGUUUGCUGAAUAGUAACAAAUAUUUUCCUAGCAGAGUGUCAAUCAAAGAAUCUUCUGUUUUGAAGUUGGGAUCUGUAUGCCGAAGAGUUUAUCGGAUUUUUUCUCAUGCAUAUUUUCACCACCGUCGGGUUUUCAAUGAAUUCGAAUCAGAAACUGCUUUGUGUUUAAGGUUCACGCUAUUUGUAACAAAAUACAACUUAAUGAGUAAAGAGAACCUAAUUGUUCCACUUCCAGAUAACGAGUCCAUUUCAAAUGAAUCUGAAGCAUAAAACAAAAAAUGUUGUUUUACAAAAGUAAAGCACAUAAACACUUAUGGUGCAAACAAAACAAAAUAUUUUAAAUUUUGAAAAGGGAUAAUUAUUUAUAUUUGAUUUUCUGAAUUAUUAUAUUAUCAUUAAAAUAAA